Molecule: messenger RNA, 1041 nt
Organism: Schizosaccharomyces osmophilus
Lineage: Eukaryota; Fungi; Ascomycota; Schizosaccharomycetes; Schizosaccharomycetales; Schizosaccharomycetaceae
Product: SOCG_00647-like, conserved protein
Exons: 1
Coding region: 1-1041 (346 amino acids)
Molecular function (GO): protein binding
Source: RefSeq, a predicted model, not a curated record
AUGUAUCUAACGCGUGAAGGAUUGCCUGAAGGAUGGGUUGCACAAUGGGAUUCACAGUACAAAUGCUACUUUUACGUGAAUGAAAAGUCUCAAAACCCUACACCUCAAUGGGAGAGUCCUGUUCCAGGAUUUAAUCUUCCUCCCCCUUCUUCUUCUUCUUCUUCUCCAAAUGAAACCACGGGUGGAGAGCGUGGUAUAUUUGACAAACUUCGACCAAAUCAUCACAGCCAGCCAUCGCAUUCUCAUAAUAGCAACCAGCAUUCAUCUUCUGGAAUGUUUUCAAAUCCUCUGGUUGACAAGGUGGGCGGUUUCCUUGGGGGUGGUUUGGCUGCACAGGCUUUAGAAAGUGUUAUGAAACACCAUCAUAAGGAUCAACGCCCUCAGCAGGGUGCUUACCCCGCUGCCGUUGGUACUGGCGGCGGCACGAGCACUUUAUCCAACACGGAAAGACCCAAUAACUCCUUUUAUGAGAGACCUAGCUCGAACUUUGAAAGCUCUGCUGGCUAUCAGGAAGGGUUUGGAGGUGAGGGUCACCAUAAACAUCACAAGCACAAUUACGACAAUUUUGGUAACUUGGAGGGAUCUGGAGGAAUUGGUGGUCCCGGUGGAUCAUUUGGUUCUGGACUUCCAAACGAAGGUUCAAAUGGUUUUCAAGAAAGAUUUAACGGUCAUGGUCGCCAUGGAUAUCAUGGUGGAUUCGGCGCUUCCGAAGGUAUGAGCGGAUUCGACGAUCCUAAUAGAUUCGAUAAUUAUGGAAACGACGCGGGACGUUUUGAUGGUCCUGGAAAAUUCAGCGGUAAUGAAAACAACAUGGGACACUUUGGCGGUUCUGGAGGAUUCAAUCGCUAUAGUAAUGAUGCGGGGUUUUCCAAUAGUUCCGGCGGAUUCAAUCGUUAUUGGAACGACAUGGGGCGGCCUGGUGAAUUCAAUGAGUUUGGAAAUGGUAUGGAACGUCCUGGCGGUUUCAAUGGGUAUGGAAAUGAUACGGGGCGUUUCGAUGGUCCUGGUGGUUUUGACGGAGGUCGUCGCUCUAAUUGGUGA